AGUGUGAAGUUCUACGCAACAUUCGUCACAGAAAUCUCACAAAGGUUCUUGGCAGUUGCUCCAACUUGGAUUUUAAAGCUUUGGUGCUAGAGUAUAUGCCCAACGAGUGUCUACAUAAGUGGUUAUAUUCUCACAACUAUUUCUUGGAUAUGAUGCAACACGAGUGAGUAUAAUGAUAGAUGUAGCAUCUGCUUUGGAAUAUCUUCACUGUGGUUACUCCAAGUUUAUUGUCCAUUGUGACUUGGAACCUAGUAAUGUGUUAAUAGAUGCUGAUAUGGUGGGACAUCUGAGUGACUUUGGUAUAGCAAAGUUUUUAGGAGAUAGGAACUCCAUUGCCAUCACAAGCACCUUAGCAACAAUUGGUUACAUUGCUCCAGAGUAUGGACAGGAAGGUCUUGUGUCCACCCGUAGCGAUAUGUAAAGUUAUGGUAUCAUGUUGCUUGAAGUUUUCACAAGGACACGACCUGAACAUGAUAUGUUUAGUGAAGAUUUAAGUCUAGAAGUUGGGUGUACCAUGCACUUCCUACAGACAUUGGUCAGAUUGUAGAUCCAAACUUAUUUGGACCAAACGAAGAAAAGUACGAUGAG
Ipomoea nil (Japanese morning glory) is the source of this 588-nucleotide messenger RNA. RefSeq names its product receptor kinase-like protein Xa21. Gene Ontology annotation, biological process: protein phosphorylation. The record is from RefSeq and is a predicted model, not a curated record. The transcript is spliced from 2 exons. Gene Ontology annotation, molecular function: ATP binding; protein kinase activity. The coding region runs from base 173 to 421 and encodes 82 amino acids. Lineage: Eukaryota; Viridiplantae; Streptophyta; Magnoliopsida; Solanales; Convolvulaceae.